Messenger RNA from Nasonia vitripennis (jewel wasp), 1357 nucleotides. RefSeq names its product COMM domain-containing protein 10 (gene Vlet). The record is from RefSeq and is a predicted model, not a curated record. The transcript has 4 exons. Lineage: Eukaryota; Metazoa; Arthropoda; Insecta; Hymenoptera; Pteromalidae. Bases 175 to 777 code for a protein of 200 amino acids.
CUGUCUGUCUAGUAAUUGGACAAUUUUACUUCUUGUCUUGGGAAGGUUAGGUGGAUUUGUUGUAAUUUUGUAGUGGGUGUUUUUUACAUGUUUUGAUGACAACAGGUGGAUUCGAUAUUUUUUGCAACGUGAUUUUUGUGUAUAGCUAGUAUUUGUCAGCGAUAAAACGGCAAAAUGACUGCGUGGAUUUCUGUGGAUGACAGGAUAAAACGUGGACUGAAGAUAAUUGACCAAGUAGAAAACAGUAAGCUUCGUCUGCUUGUCAAUAGAAUUUGCCAGAGUCUGCAGUCUGGUGUCAGUGAAAACAUUUUCAAUGCAGAGGAAGAGGAGAAGCUUUUGGUUUCCUUGAGCUUGGAAAAGACUGAUCUCACUAUACUCUUACAAACUAUAACUUCUAUUUACACGCAAGCUGCCUUUCACCUUGUCAAACCGAAUGUGAUUGAAAUAUCAAUGAAGGAACUGUUUUCCAUCGGAGAUGACAAAGUUGCCAUUCUGUCUCAUGCAUGGAUUACUCAUGCCGAGGGAAUUGUCAAUGCAUUGAAACAAAAGUCCAUUUUUCCAAGACAGGUUACAGACGUGAGUUGGAGCGUAGAUGUCAAAGCAGCUUCAACAGCAGCAGCCAAGGAAGCAAAGCCAUUGGCAAAACUCCAAUUGAGUUUCGGGGGUUCUGAAAAUUCCAAACUUACUGUAGAAAUGAACAAGACUCAACUGUGGGAUCUUUAUCACAAAUUAGAUGACAUUCAGUCCCAGCUUGACUCGCUGAAAAAAGAAAAAUAACAAUUCGCCACCAAAGGACAAAGCUUCAUCGCUCUAAGUCUCCUUGGCGUUCUCGUAGCUCUUCGCCGGUGGCGUGUCGCCCCGUCUGCCAACUCGCUCGUACAGAUGAGGACUUCUAUUUGGUAGAACACUGCGGAUGCUCUCGGGAGCGGACAGGAAGUUCGGAUUAGCGUAGCUCAGGUCGAUCUUCGGCGGGCCGUGAGCGUAUCGCUCCGGAGCAGCAACUGCACCGCUAUCAAUGAUCCCGUUGCUGUUGGAGCCGUUCCUCUUUCUCUCUGAUGAGGGAAGCGUCUCGAGGAAGGCUGGUAUCUUGCGAGUGCAGAGACGAGUCUUGCAGACCACCACUACAACGACGAGGAUCAAGAGGAAGAGGACGGUCGAUGUAACCGCGCCUACCAGCCAGCCGAGCUGUUGAUCUGUGAAUAAUAAAGUAUGAAAGAUGUGAGAGGUUCGUUGGUGAAUCUCGUUGAACUGCAAUUUAUUUAACUUUAUUUAGAUAUAGAUAUUCAGUAUGCGUAAGGAUUUUGUAUCAUACUUGUUGGUAUUUUAAGAUAAUUAAUAAACACGAAUCGUUUACAAA